UGCUACAAAUAUGGCGGCCAAGGGGUGAACCUGUUUCCUGUUGAGCUUGAAAAGUUUGACUGGCGCACCGUCUGCCAAUUUAAUGCAGAAAAUAUAGAGUGCAAAUGAUGUUGGGAACUUUAGUACUACAACAGCUCGAAGAUGAGUCUCCUAUGGUACAAGCCUGUUUCCAUGGGGACCCAGACGAGGUUCGAGCUCUUCUUUACAAGAAGGAAGAUGUCAAUUAUCAGGAUACAGAGAAGCGGAGCCCGCUCCAUGCUGCAGCAUACUGCGGAGAGGCAGAGAUUGCGGACCUGCUUAUUAUGAGUGGAGCUCGUGUCAACACCAAGGACAAUAAAUGGCUCACUCCUCUACACCGGGCAUGCUGCUCUAAAAGUGAUGAGACUGUAGAAACACUACUGCGUCACUCUGCGGACGUGAACGCCAGAGAUAAAAACUGGCAGACACCACUUCACAUCGCUGCUGCCAACAACGCCGUAAGAUGUGCGGAGUACCUGGCUCCGCUACUGACUAAUGUCAACGUGUCUGACCGGGCUGGACGAACAAGUCUCCACCAUGCCUGUUUCAAUGGCCACAAGGAGAUGACCAGACUGCUCCUUGAGAAGGGAGCGACCAUCAAUGCUUUCGACAAGAAGGACCGUCGUGCCGUUCACUGGGCAGCCUACAUGGGCCACACAGAGGUGGUCAGUUUACUGGUGGAGAAAGGUGCAGAACUCAACUGUAGAGACAAACAGAUGUAUACGCCUCUACAUUCCUCGUCGGCCAGCGGUCAAGUCAGUGUCGUCAAGCUUCUGUUGGAGCUGGGUGUGGAGGUGGACGCUGUCAAUGUCCAUGGUAACACUGCCCUACACAUCGCCUGUCUCAAUGGUCAAGAUGUUGUGGUCAGUGAGCUGUUGAGCUACGGAGCAUCUAUCAAUGCAGUCAACAACAGGGGAAUGACACCACUUCAUUAUGCUGCCUCCUCCACACACGGUGGGAUUUGUCUGGAAAUCCUGGUCACGGAGGGCGCCAGUACAAAACUGCAGUGUGUUGAAGGACGUACCCCACUCCAUAUGACAGCUUUGCAUGGUAGAUUCACUCGAGCACAGACACUAAUCGAGCAUGGAGCUGAAAUUGAUGUUUGUGAUAAGAUGGGGAACACACCUUUACACAUAGCGGCCCGCUAUGGGCAUGAGCUUCACAUUAACACCUUAUUAGAGAAUGGAGCAGACCCUCUCAGGCGAGGUACCAGUGGAAUGCUCCCAGUACAUGUAGCUGCUGCCAAUGGCUAUGUUGACUGUCUCAAGAAGUUACUGUCGGCCAUCGAUAACUUGGACAUUGAUGUGACGGAUGACUUUAGUCGGAGUUGUCUACAUGGAGCGGCAUGUAGUGGACGAGUUGAGUGCGUUGAUCUAUUACUUAAGAUGGGAGGUAAACUAGGAAUGUUGGACUCGGAGGGCAGGACAGCGCUACACUACGCCGCAGCCCACUGCCACUACCAUUGUGUUCACGCUCUACUGGACGCCCGCAGUAACGUCAACAUCACCGAUCGCCAGGGCUGUACGCCUCUACACUACGCUGCUGCUUCCGACUCUGAUGCUAACUUGACUGUCUCUUACAGAGUCGUGGAGCUGUUAUUGAAACACGACGCCCGCCCUGGUAUCCGUGACAACAGUGGCUUCAAUACUGUACAUUAUGCGGCUCUAAAAGGCCACAAGUUGGCAUUAGAAAUGUUAUUAGAUGCUGCAGCUACAGACUUGCUAAGGAGUGGAGCGAUGUAUUCUCCAGCCCAUUUAUCGGCUUACAAUGGUCACAACGAAGCCCUCCAUGUUUUACUUGGUUGUAUAAUGAACCUAGACAUCCGGGAUCACAAUGGUCGUACAAUGCUGGACCUGGCUUGUUACCAGGGUCACCAUGAGUGUGUAGAAACACUGUUACUACAGGGAGCUACCAUCCUAGUCCAGGACAACAUUAACCGUCGCACGCCACUCCACGCAGCAGCAUGUAAUGGUCACACAGAAUGUCUACGACUUCUCAUGGAAACAGCAGAGGACAACAAUAUCGUAGAUUGUAUAGACUCUUAUGACAGAACACCACUCAUGAUGGCUGUAGCCAAUGGUCAUGUGGACACUGUAUUAUACCUCAUAGCUAACGGUGCCUUUGUUAAUAGUAAAGAUAAUCAGGGUCGGACAGCUCUACACAGAGGGGCGGCCAAUGGUCAUGGAGAGUGUGUGGAUGCUUUGCUCCACAACGGGGCCGACAUCUCCAUACAAGACCAGUGUGGUAGGACCCCACUACACCUUGCUGCCGCAUGUGGCCAAGUGGGGCAGCUUGGGUCACUCAUGUUGAUGGGACCAGUAGACCAGUUAGAAGAUGCCAAAGCUUUUACUCCACUUCACUUGGCUUGUUAUAAUGGUCAUGACAGCUGUGUGGAAGUUAUGUUAGAAGAUGAAAUUCAUAAAAAAUUUACAGGGAACCCAUUCUCCCCCUUACAUUGUGCUGUGAUAAAUGGAAAUGAUACUUGUACUGAGCUAUUAAUAGAUACAUUAGGAAAUUCUAUAGUAAAUUUACAAGAUUCAAAGGGCAGGACCCCACAACAUGCAGCAGCAUUUAGUGACCAGUGCGAGUCUAUGCAACUCCUCCUCACCCACGGCGCCAAUGUUAACCACUGUGAUAGUACGGGCAGGUGUCCAGUCAUGCUGGCCGCCUAUAAUGGCCAUAUAGGAGCCGUAGAUUUAUUAUUAGAAAAUGGAGCAGAUCUGAAUUAUUGUGACAAAGACAAAAACACAGCUUUACAUUAUGCUUGUAUGAAUGGCCAUGAGAGUGUAUCUUUAUUACUACUGGAUAAGAUUACAGAUUAUGCAACAAUUAAUAUGGCCAAUAAUGAAUUAAAAACCCCACUACACAUAGCGGCUAAGUAUGGCCUCGUCCCAGUUGUCCACAGCCUCAUUGAGAAGGGAGCCAGUGUUUUCUCUCUGGAUGAGAAUGGCCACUCCCCUGCCCUGGCAUGUGCCCCUAACAACAGGGUGGCUGACAGUCUAACUAUCAUCCUAGCACAUAUGAUUCCUCAAACCCCAAACAGUACUAUACAGCGUUCCAAGCUCGACAACACUCCCUCAGGAUUUGGAGCAACCCGUACCUUGGAGACCCCAGACAAUACUGGAUCAGGAAGUCCAGGAGGCAGCGUCCAGGAUGUCAAGGAACACUCGGGCUCGUAUCAAAGUUCGGACUCAGAAUUCUAUUGAACAAAUUUAUUCUCAUCCUGCCAAUAACAUGACUCUGCCAACACUGUGACUAACUGCCACCAAUCCGGUUCAGACAGCUGACGUUUCGUGUGGUUUAGCCCAGACCUUAAUGUCAAAGUUAUAGUCGGUGUUAUAUCAGUAUUACUGUCAAAGGUAUCCCCACCAGUACAAAGGUUAUAUUGCCUGUACGUAAUUGUCUGAAAAAGUGUGAGACAGAAAUUGGUUGAUUUUAUUAUUGGUACCACAUGAGAUGGUAUGAAGAUUAAAACCAUGACAGUUGUACUGGUACGUUCCUACAACUCAUAGAGGUAGGUCAGGCUUUCCUACAGCCCAUAGAGGUAGGUCUGGCUUUCCUACAGCCCAUAGAGGUAGGUCAGUCUUUCCUACAGCCCAUAGAGGUAGGUCAGUCUUUCCUUCCAUCCAUACAGGUAGGUCAGUCUUUCCUAUCACCCAUAGAGGUAGGUCAGUCUUUCCUACAGCUCAUAGAGGUAGGUCAGUCUUUCCUUCCAUCCAUACAGGUAGGUCAGUCUUUCCUUCCAUCCAUAGAGGUAGGUCAGUCUUUUCUACCAUCCAUAGACUAUUUUUUAUUAGAGGUAGGUCAGUCUUUCCUACCACCCAUACAGGUAGGUCAGUCUUUCCUACCACCCAUAAAGGUAGGUCAGUCUUUCUUACAACCAAAAGAAGUAGGUCAGUCUUUCCUAUCACCUAUAGAGGAAGGUCGGUCUUUCCUACCACCCAUAGAGGUAGGUCAGUCUUUGCUACUACCCAUAGAGGUAGGUCAGUCUUUGCUACCACCCGUAGAGGUAGGUCAGUCUUUGCUACCACCCAUACAGGUAGGUCAGUCUUUCCUACCACCAUUAAAUGUAGGUAAAUGUAAGCCAGUAAAUGAAUUGAGUUCUUCCAAAGUUGCCUGCAGGGAACAAAGGCUUUAUGUGGACCAGUUGUCCUGUAGUUCCAUGUGGGACGGACAUUUCCGGAUAUCUCAUCCAGAUAAUUUGUAAUGUGAGGAAGGUCAUUUUUUUUACUAAUCACAUUUUUUGUCAUUGUUGAACUUGUGGAUUUUUCUCUGUUGAAUUAGUUUGAGUUGUUUUUUAUUCUGUAAUGACUUACUAUUGCUUUCCUCUGGUGUAUAAGAUUGGGGAAGAUUUGAUCAAUUUGUUCUUGGUUAAUUCAUUGUCACAAUGUUGCUUUCCUAUGAUUAAACUCACAACCUGAUAAAAUUAACAAGGUAACAUUUUAUGACAUUAAUAUUUAUAAUUUCAAGAUGAAAAUGAUCCACGUCAAGAAAUAUCUCCUUAGUUCUGAUUGGACGUUGGUUUUUAGGAUAGCACUUGAUAAUUAGGCAUUAUGACCUUAAAAUGGCAUUUCUAAGAGUUGAGAGCUAUAAUCUACCUGCCAAUUCAAGUCACAUCAUUUUCAUUUAUUUAUUUUGUGCUGUUCAGAUUCAUCAGAUUGUUCUCAGGAACUACAAAAUAAUUCAUAUGUGAUAAAUUGUUUGCUGACUGGUAAACGUAAUUGAUACACUGAACAUUUUAAAAGAAAAAAAUAUAUACAUUGCAUGUAUAUCAAUUUUCUUCUGAUGAAAACAAAAUCAUUGAAUUUUUUAAGUGAACAAGUAACGUUACAUCUGUUUAUUUUUAAUGCUUUCUAAUAGGAGUUGAAACAGAGGAAUUUGACAUUAUCAUUUUGAUUGAAAAGGAGCUUAGAAUAAAUGUUUGCUGUAAUAAGUUAUGAAUAUUAUGUAUAGAAUUUCUUUAUUAUUGUAAGAUGUUUCAAAGUUAUUAUACUUAUUUAUGAUUAAUCAAAAUAAUUUGUGUAGAUUUAGCUAUCUCUGUAUCCACUAUACCUCCCAAUACAAGUGUAUUUAAUUUGUCUGGCCAUUGAAAAAGUGUUGUACAAGUGUUUUCAAUCAAAUUUGUUUUAACUUGAGGUGUGAGAGUAAUAUGACCAAGUAUUAGACUAAUUGCUGGACUAACAUCUACAAUAAUCUUUAUGUGACGCUGGGUGAUGGACGACACUAAAUCCUGAUAGUUAUAAUAUAAAGAUUUUGUAUGUAAUCUACAAUACUGUGACUAUAUGUAAGGCUAUCUAUCUACGCUAUGGAGACAGUCUAUUCACCAGAGCUGAUUCUGUUGUAGGUCCAAUCAUUUAAAAGUAACAAGAGUUGCUCAGAAAAACAUUAGUCAAAACAUUAAAUCCUGACAACUUGACAGUUGCAUUUGUACAUUAUGCAUGCAGUAUUCUGAGUGUUUUUCAGCAUUUCGUCUAACACAUAAAGUAAUGAAUUUGAACUUGAUCCAAUAAUUCCCAGAAGUUUAUGAAACUUUCAUGUGAACUUCUGGUAAUUAUUGGACCAAGUUCAAAUUGAAAGGAGAAUGUGUAUGUUUCAGCGAGAUCUGUACUAUAGUCUGAGCCAUAUUAAUUCACACAAAAAAAGAAGGAUUUUGUAAUUUAGAUAGUCAUACACCUUUUAUAGCACAGAAACGAGUGCUAAAAUAUCUGGCUUUCCUGUGAUUUAUAGAGAAACUAUAUCGUACAAAAGUUGUUUUUAUCGGGUAAUGUGAUAUACUACUAAUCAGAAGGAUUUACUAAUAGUGGUAUAUAAAAUCUAAUAAAAUUAUGUACAAGUAGUUUACAAUUUGAUGGUUAUUUGAAAGUGUUGAUUUGAUUUGUUUUCGUGUCUUAGGUUGUUUUCUUAAAACUUUUUUCUUGAAGGUUUUAAAGAUUUGUUUUUGAUCUAGUACAGUUAGAGUGAAAACUUAGUCUACUUUAAUUGACAGCUAUUGUUAUGCAGGUCUGUAUUCUGACAAUUUCUCAAAAGGUCUUCUGUAUGUCUUUUUAGUCUGUAAUGAAUCAAAUGGAGUAUUAUUGGCUGUAGAUCACAUCACCAGUUACGUAAAUCAUUUUAAAACAACAUUACUAGAUACUCUGUUUUAAGAUAAAUAGGGUCGCAUUAAAUUUUGACUUUCGUUCUUUGUUAUUUUGAUUAUUUAUUUCUAGUUUGUGCAUCAAAUUUUACAUUAUUAAACUGUUAGACUAAUAGUUUCACUGAAGUGUGCUGGUAAUUGUUGCUGAUGUUGUGUGCUUCAGCCCGAGGGCAGAAUUAGCUUACUGUUAAAACCCAGCAUUGAUUCAAGUUUGUUGCGUAUUAAGUUUAUUGAAUGUUUGGUGUUUAAUGACAGUCUGAAAACAUCUCUAGUGUUUAAAGCUGGUUUUCUGUUAGGUAAGUAUUUUGGACAUUCUGAACUACCUCAGCUUUUAGUUGAUGUUAAUAUGUUAAUAAAGAGUAGGCCACUCUAUACAUGUCUGAAACCUAAACUUUUAGUUGUAUUGCUAGAACUGAAAUUCUGAAUAUUCCAUUAGAUAUUGCUGUGAUUUAAUGGUACGGAGUCUGCCUAUCGGUUUGACAUUUAAACAGAUUUUGUAGAGUAACUAAUUGACAUUUAAGCAAUGAGUUUACUAAGGACUCGUCUUUAACAAAGACUACUGUUGCUCUACAAAUAUUUCAAUUUGACAUUCUUCCUGUCCACAUUUCUCUUCAUAUCUUUUGAUGUGUGCAUCACAUUUGACGUGACAUAUAAAGACUAGGUGAGUUUAUGUGUGGUAGUGUGUGAUGAUUAGUUGUGGAUACAUGGGCUUAUAUGUGUCUAAAGAACAAAUUACAAUUACUAUUAUUUCAGUAGAUAAAUGGAUUUUAAUUGAUGUGUAUGUGCAGACUCGGUUCAUCAUUUGACACCAUUUUGAAUUGACUAUAGGAAUAUGAAUAAUACCUAAUGUCUAGUUUUCAAAAUUCCACCAAGUUCCUCAUUUGACACAAUUUUGACCUUACUCUAUGUCAAUAAAUCAUAACCAAUGUUUAGUUUUCAAAAAGUCUUCCCAAGUUCCUCAUUUGACACAAUUUUGACAUUACUGUAUGUCGACAAAUCAUACCCAAUGUCUAGUUUUCAAAAUUCCAUCAAAUUCCUCAUUUCACACAAUUUUGACCUUCCCGAGGAUAACAAAUCAUACCCAAUGUCUAGUUUUCAAAAAGUCCUCCCAUUUGACACCAUUUUGACCUUGUUGUAUUUACAAAAUUCAUACCCAAAGUCUAGUUUUCAAAAAAUUCCACCAAGUCUUUGACACCAUUUUGACGUUGCUGAGGGUAAAUGAAUCUCAUGCCCGAUAUCGCUGAUUGUAUGUCUUCGGGUCUCAACCUGAUGAAUCAGUAUUUCCUUAUAAAUAUGUUAUGUUGGUCAAUUCAGCAUGACUUGCUCAGGCAGCAGUGGUACUGGUAUAUGGGUGUUUCUCCUAUUAUCUAUUUGAUAUUAUUAGAAGGUAUGGAGUACAGGACCAAUAUAAAGCUUUACCAGGAUAUCACUUCGACCACCUUGUGUAUACCAUGUAUUCAAAGUAUAUUCAGUUUAUAUUGUUUUAACGCCUCUACGGUGGAGGACUUCUGUGUGGAAAUUAUUUUUUUCUGCAGAUUUUUUUUUGUUUUUUUUUGUUAAUUAAACAUAUUUUCAACAUUAUUAUUAAUGAGAUUUCGUUGUAAUGCAAGGGAUGCAGGUGUAUUUGUUUCCGUUUUGUGAAAUCUUGUUGUUGGGAUUUUUUUUAAUACAGGACAUCUCCAUUUUCUGUUUGAAGUCCCUCUCGAGCUCAAAUUAAUGGAUUAAUGGGUUUGUUUUAUAUUUUAGUUGUAAAAUCACUAUAAAACUAUAUUUAUAGGCAAAAGGUUGAUACAGGUUAUAUACAGGCUUUCCUUUGUUUUUUUAGGUGAUAUGACAAUACAUGUGUGUGAAAGUCGGUUCAGUUUAAUAUAUAUUGAUAUAUGUGGUAAAUAGGGAAUUAUUUUUAGCUUGGGUUCCCCCUAACUUAUGUAUUGUAAUCAGAAGUGCCAAUAUUCCUCUACUAAUUACCAAAUAUCUCCUGUCUCAUUGUAUCACUUUUGGUUGGCAUGAAAUGCUGCAUGGCUGGAAGUAUUAAAUACUAUAAUAUACCCGGUAUAUCUCAUUAAUCUAGACCGUAUCACGUGAUUUCUGGAGAAGAAAUACUUGUUAGAGGUCGUUCCAUACAUCAGCUUUCAAUCUGUACUAACUCGGAUCUCAAUAUUAUGUCAUUCUAGUUUUGCUUAAAGUGAAGUAAAACUUUUGCGUUAGAUUAUAUUUGGAAAAAUUAGGUCCCAAAUUGGAUUAAUUGGACACAGAAAAUAUUUCUGAGAUUUAAUUUAAACAAAUGCUACAUUACAACCUACUAACAGUUAAAGAUGUUCCUGGUCAUUGUAAGGUUGAAGCAUUUGAGGUCCAUCCUCGUUCAUUGUCUAAAAUUUAUACCAGAUUUACAGUUAGAUUUUAUAUCAGUUUUAUUCCAUGGUCAUUUUUUCUGAUAUCGUCAAGUUUAUCGUACAGUUUCUGUUUCAGUCGUAAUUGUGAGCGAGGUAUAGUUAUAAAUACUGUUGAAGAUAGUAAUUUAUGGUCACAAAUUUGAAAUGUAUUAGUCGUUAUAGACACCAACUGAUCAGCUUUAUAGAUAACUCGGUAAAAAAGACUGUUUUUUCCCGUCCUUUGUCUGAUUUGUGUAAACUCCUAUUUUUUAUGUAAUGCUUUAUUAUCAGAAUGAAAUGAAUCGCUUACAUUUCUUCGUAAGGAAAUGGACACUCAGUAUUUGUAUGCUAUAAAUAUAACACAAUUUGGUGGAAAGUGUCAUCACAUGGUCUGAAGGCCUGGGUUGAGUCUGCCGCGGUGCAACAUCCGUCUUCUACACAACAUAUAACUGAGGUGUUUAGAUGAUACAUAUGGCUCGGAUGAAACUAAAUUAACUGAGACGUCCCAGUGUUAGGACUUUAAACAAACUGUUGGUAUUUAAAUAUGUAUUGAGUUUCUGUUUAUCAGAUGAGCGGAUUAGUCCUAGGGAUAUUUUUAUUGAAGGAAUAUAAUGAUAUCAUUUGAUAUAAUAUUAAUUAAUAAUGUUAUAUAUAUACCGGUAUAAUUAACUAUUUGUGUUGGCCAACAAGACUUCCAAGAGUUUUAGUUAGUUUAAACAAGGGACCUGUACUGUAGACUAGAGAGCUAACACUCCGCUGUGGAUAGAAGAAUGCAAAAAUGUUGAAGAACUUUUUAAAAUACUUCUUAAUAUCUUUCUAAGACUCUAAUUUUAGUCUGUCUCGAAAUUUCAUGCUGCAAAAUAAACCAGGAUAGAAAAUAGUUUGUGUGAAAAUUUUAAUUGAAUUUCUAUUUAAUUUAUGAUAUUUCUUUUAAAGUGUUUGGGAUGUUGGAAUUCUAGGAACCACAGGAAUCUCAUUGCUCAGAGCUGCGGAGGGUGGGUUUGAUAAACAUGUGGUUAGCUAUGAGUCGAUGUCACGGCUGAGUGUUAAAGUCUCUGUUGGUAAUAUUGUUAUGUAUAGUAUAAUACAGUCUAAUAUCGUUAUGGAGCGAGUUGUAUGUAGUGAGUAUCCAGAGAAAAAAUGAAUUUUUUUUUCAUAAAUAAUUCUAGAAAUUGUAUAUUUCUAUAUCAUGUGUUUAAGACCAGUAAAAUGGUUGAAAUGUAAAA
Molecule: messenger RNA, 9749 nt
Organism: Pecten maximus
Lineage: Eukaryota; Metazoa; Mollusca; Bivalvia; Pectinida; Pectinidae
Product: serine/threonine-protein phosphatase 6 regulatory ankyrin repeat subunit A-like
Exons: 28
Coding region: 105-3224 (1039 amino acids)
Cellular component (GO): cytoplasm
Molecular function (GO): protein binding
Source: RefSeq, a predicted model, not a curated record